Molecule: messenger RNA, 1094 nt
Organism: Oryza sativa Japonica Group (Japanese rice)
Lineage: Eukaryota; Viridiplantae; Streptophyta; Magnoliopsida; Poales; Poaceae
Product: transmembrane emp24 domain-containing protein p24beta2
Biological process (GO): intracellular protein transport; endoplasmic reticulum to Golgi vesicle-mediated transport; Golgi organization
Cellular component (GO): endoplasmic reticulum; endoplasmic reticulum-Golgi intermediate compartment; COPII-coated ER to Golgi transport vesicle
Source: RefSeq, a predicted model, not a curated record
UCGGGUGCGUGUCCAGCCCAAGCACAAAACCGACGCUGUCCUUUGCCUUCUUCCUCCGUCGUCGUCGUCGUCGUCUCCUCGAUCGGGUUACCACGGCUGCGGGCUACGGCGACUAGCUUCCUUCUCUCGCCGAAGCGAGACCUCGCCUCCCCCGAGGAACCUGUGUGCAAUAAUUUGUUGUUACCUCUGGCAUCCAUAAGAUGGAGGUCCUGAGUUGGAGAACGGUGUGCCUCUUGGUUCUCUGCACCGUGGCGUUGCUGCGCCCGGCUGCGGCUAUCCGCUUUGUGAUUGACAGGGAAGAGUGUUUCUCGCAUAACGUGGAGUAUGAGGGGGAUACUGUUCAUGUAUCGUUCGUGGUGAUCAAGGCUGACACCCCAUGGCAUUAUAGCGAGGACGGAGUGGAUCUUGUGGUUAAGGAUCCUAAUGGUGCUCAAGUCCGUGAUUCUCGUGACAAGACUAGUGAUAAGUUUGAGUUCAUAGUUCAGAAGAGAGGCGUACAUCGCUUCUGCUUCACCAAUAAAUCCCCAUACCAUGAAACUGUAGAUUUUGAUGUGCAUGUUGGCCAUUUUUCGUACUUUGAUCAGCAUGCGAAAGAUGAACAUUUUGCUCCUUUGUUUGAACAAAUAGCAAAAUUAGAUGAAGCGCUUUACAACAUUCAGUUCGAGCAGCACUGGCUAGAGGCCCAAACUGACCGACAAGCUAUAUUGAACGAAAACAUGAGCAGGAGGGCUGUCCACAAGGCUCUAUUGGAGUCAGCAGCGCUGAUUGCAGCUAGCGUCAUUCAAGUCUAUCUAUUGCGCCGCCUCUUUGAGCGCAAGUUGGGGACAUCCAGGGUCUAAAUACUCCAAAAGUAGCAGCUCCUCCUAAUUUACACUCUCGUCAUCCCAACUAAAGCUGUAAUUCCGAACUGUAUUGGUUGCUAGAUCUGCUGUUUACAUGCUGUGGGUUGCUGUCACAUAGACCUUUAAUUAUUAUGAUUCCAUUAGAUGUUUUCCUUGAAACUAUACUAUCAGGACCACAUACUCGCAUCAGCUUCACUAUGCAGCUUCCAUCUACAGCUGCAACGGUCCCAUGAAUGUUCUCUUCGAUUGGAA